UGCCCGUUCCUGUCUUCUCUCUCUCAUCUCCUCUCUUAGACAUAAGACAUGAGAAUUCCCUUUUUUGACUAAAAUUCUCUAUCUGCUUUUUUAAAAAUCCAGUUUUGAAGUGAAUCUUACUUCUUCUUCUUCUUCUUCUCUCCUCUCCAAAAAAUCGCUCCUUUCCUGAACUGGGAAACUCCCUCCCUAAUCGUCUGGUGGGUGGGGGAGAUGAGUUUAGAUUCCGUCAAAGUUAUGGAAGAUUGGCAAUCCAAUAACAAAUCUCAUAAGAGCAAGAAAAAGAAGAAGAAUGCCAGAAACAGUGACAGUGAAGAAGAAGAAGAAGGAAAUGGGUGCUGGAUCAAAUUAAGGGUCAUGCUUUGUUGCGUAGCUUCCACAUCAGACGUUGAUAGCUCUCUCAGCGUCUCCACAACCACUCUGGGAAGUAAAUCUCCAAUUUUGAAAUCCAAUGAUCAUCAACCGGCUGGCCCUGUUUCUUCUACCACAACCACAACCACUAGCAAUGCAGAGAGCUCUCUCUCCACUCCAAUCAUUAGCGAAGAACUUAAGACCUAUUCUCACCUCAACAAGUUUACCUUCAUUGAUCUCAAGUUGGCUACUAGAAACUUCAGACCCGAAAGUCUUCUCGGUGAAGGUGGCUUUGGUUGUGUCUUCAAAGGAUGGGUCGAGGAGAACGGCACUGCUCCUGUUAAGCCUGGCACUGGCCUCACUGUCGCCGUCAAAACCUUAAAUCCUGAUGGCCUUCAGGGUCACAAAGAGUGGCUUGCUGAGAUUCACUAUCUCGGGAAUCUUCUCCAUCCGAAUCUUGUUAAACUGGUGGGCUAUUGUAUCGAAGAUGAUCAAAGGCUGCUUGUUUAUGAGUUUAUGCCUCGAGGAAGUUUGGAGAAUCACCUUUUUAGAAGGUCGUUGCCUCUUCCAUGGUCAAUUCGGAUGAGGAUUGCGUUAGGUGCUGCAAAGGGUCUCAGUUUCCUUCACGAAGAAGCUCUAAAGCCUGUUAUAUAUCGUGAUUUUAAAACUUCCAACAUCUUACUAGAUUCAGACUACAAUGCCAAACUGUCAGAUUUUGGGCUUGCCAAAGAUGCUCCUGAUGAAGGCAAAACCCAUGUGUCUACUCGAGUCAUGGGCACUUAUGGCUACGCUGCUCCUGAGUAUGUUAUGACUGGUCACUUGACAUCUAAGAGCGAUGUUUAUAGUUUCGGUGUGGUGCUACUUGAAAUGCUGACUGGGAGAAGAUCUAUGGACAAAAACCGACCAAACGGGGAACACAACCUGGUGGAAUGGGCGAGACCGCAUCUACUUGACAGGAGAAGAUUCUACAGGCUACUCGAUCCGAGGCUGGAGGGUCAUUUCUCCAUCAAAGGAGCUCAAAAAGUAACUCAGCUCGCAGCUCAAUGCCUUAGCCGUGACUCAAAGAUCAGACCCAAAAUGAGUGAGGUGGUCGAUGUCCUUAAACCACUCCCACAUCUAAAAGACAUGGCUAGCUCUUCUUACUACUUCCAGACAAUGCAAGCCGAGCGGUUGAAAGCUGGCUCUGGGUCGGGCCGUGGGUUCGGGUCAAGAAACGGCCAACUUGUGUUUAGGACACAGUCUAGUCCUCAUGGCCAACCUGGUUCUUCACCUUAUCGUCAUCAGAUUCCUUCUCCUAAGCCCAAAGAAGGUGCAACUACUUAGAUUUCGGUCCUGGGAGCUAUAUCUCAUUUCCUUUGAGGGGGCCUCUUUCGUGUAAUGCAAGAAACGUCUAAUCAACCUUUUGUAAAACCGAUAUUGUAACCUAGUAUUUCUUUGUCUAUUUGUUUUCUUUAACCGUUGCCUAAUGAGAGGGUAAUAUUAUCACUAACUA
Messenger RNA from Raphanus sativus (radish), 1840 nucleotides. RefSeq names its product serine/threonine-protein kinase PBL35. The transcript is spliced from 6 exons. Gene Ontology annotation, biological process: protein phosphorylation. The record is from RefSeq and is a predicted model, not a curated record. NCBI's taxonomy places the organism in Eukaryota, Viridiplantae, Streptophyta, Magnoliopsida, Brassicales, Brassicaceae. Gene Ontology annotation, molecular function: protein kinase activity; ATP binding. Bases 211 to 1671 code for a protein of 486 amino acids.